Molecule: messenger RNA, 564 nt
Organism: Sphaeroforma arctica JP610
Lineage: Eukaryota; Ichthyosporea; Ichthyophonida
Exons: 1
Coding region: 1-564 (187 amino acids)
Source: RefSeq, a predicted model, not a curated record
AUGCUUGAAACGCUCGGCGCAACAGCUAAGACCAGGUAUGGAGGGCCACCACUCCAAGGCAUUGAUGGCAUGGGAACUUUAUCGCCCAAGUACUCGGUGCCGUGGGAUGACUUAGAAGCGUAUAUGGUCAUCCUUGGGGGGGCGUAUGCGUUAGCAGAAGGUUACCCCUUCAAUGUGGUGGACGAUAUACCAAUGGGUUGUGAUAUCCUCAUUGGGUAUGAUCAGAUGCGUCACUGUAGCUGGGCUCUUAUGUGGCGAGAAGAUGAAUUAGUCUUGGUACCCCAGUCAGCCAUUAAGUGGUCGUGGCUCAAGGACACGAAUGUUCUGUUGAGUCCACAGGUCAAGCUUUUGCUUGGUUUUCGGCAGCCAAAGCCCCGUGCCCGAGGUAAGAAGGCGAUGAAGAAGCGACAUAAACCACGUCGAAAUGUACAGCGUCUGGGUGGGGGAGCCAAUGAGCGUCAAGACCAUGCUAUGAAUAGUGAUGACUCUGCUGAGCCCUCUCAACCGCAGCAAUAUAGCGGUGUGGACUCGGCGUCGGAAGUGUUUACGGAUGAUGACGAGUGA